CGCUACCGCCGCCUACCUUGGCGGACUUCUGGGGACAGAAAGCCGGCUAGGUGAGAAACCAUAGAGACAGGAAACGUUUCCCAACUGUUUCCGUUUCCAGGAACGAAACCAGCGCCCUCACGGUUCCGGAGAGGAAGUGACGGUGCCGUGGGAAGAUGGCUGCUGCUCUCUCUCUCCAGCCCUCCACGGCGGCUUCGGCCACGACGACAGCCACAGCAGCUGCGCUGGGGGAGGUGGAAGAUGAAGGACUCCUGGCGUCGCUGUUCCGGGACCGCUUCCCUGAGGCCCAGUGGCGGGAGAAACCUGACGUGGGCCGCUACCUGCGGGAGUUGAGCGGCUCGGGGCUGGACCGGCUGCGACGCGAACCGGAGCGCCUGGCGGAGGAGCGGGCUCAGCUGCUGCAGCAGACGCGGGACCUGGCCUUCGCCAAUUACAAGACGUUCAUUCGCGGUGCGGAGUGCACCGAGCGCAUACACCGUCUCUUCGGCGAUGUGGAGGCGUCCCUCGGGCACCUGCUCGACCGUUUGCCCAGCUUCCAGCAGAGCUGCAGGAACUUUGUAAAGGAAGCUGAGGAGAUCAGCUCCAGCCGCCGGAUGAAUACCCUGACUCUAAACCGGCACACAGAAAUCCUGGAGAUUCUCGAGAUCCCCCAGCUGAUGGACACCUGUGUCCGGAACAGCUAUUAUGAGGAGGCGCUGGAGCUUGCAGCCUAUGUGCGGCGACUGGAGAGGAAAUACUCCUCCAUCCCCGUCAUCCAGGGCAUUGUGAAUGAAGUGCGCCAGUCCAUGCAGCUGAUGCUAAGCCAGCUGAUCCAACAACUGAGGACCAACAUCCAGCUCCCAGCCUGCCUACGUGUCAUUGGCUAUCUUCGACGCAUGGAUGUCUUCACUGAGGCUGAGUUGAGGGUGAAAUUUCUCCAGGCCCGGGAUGCUUGGCUUCGUUCUAUUCUGACUGCCAUCCCUAAUGAUGAUCCUUACUUCCAUAUCACAAAAACCAUUGAGGCUUGCCGGGUCCAUCUCUUUGAUAUCAUCACCCAGUACCGCGCUAUCUUCUCAGAUGAGGACCCUCUGCUGCCACCUGCCAUGGGCGAGUACACUGUGAAUGAGGGUGCCAUCUUCCAUGGAUGGGUGCUGCAGAAAAUCUCACAGUUCCUGCAGGUGCUAGAGACCGACCUUUACCGGGGUAUAGGUGGCCGCUUGGACUCUCUGCUUGGCCAGUGCAUGUACUUUGGGCUGUCUUUUAGCCGGGUGGGGGCUGAUUUCCGUGGCCAGUUGGCUCCUGUUUUCCAGAGGGUAGCAAUCAACACUUUCCAGAAAGCAGUUGAAGAAGCAGUGGAGAAAUUCCAGGAUGAGAUGACUUCAUACACCCUCAUCUCAGCUGCAACCAUCCUGGGCAGCAGUAACAUGCCUGCUACAGUGCCAGCCACACAGCCAGGGACGCUGCAGCCACCGAUGGUGCUCUUAGACUUCCCACCUCUUGCCUGCUUCCUCAACAACAUUUUGGUUGCUUUCAAUGAUUUACGUCUCUGCUGCCCUGUGGCCCUAGCACAGGAUGUGACUGGGGCUUUGGAGGAUGCCCUUACCAAGGUGACCAAAACAAUCCUGGCCUUCCAUCGUGCAGAAGAGGCUGUGUUCAGCAGUGGAGAGCAUGAGAUCUUUGUCCAAUUCUGCACUGCCUUCCUGGAAGACCUUGUUCCUUAUUUGAACCGCUGUCUUCAAGUCCUUUUCCCACCAGCUCAGAUAGCCCAGACUUUAGGUAUUUCGCCCACCCAGCUCUCCAAGCACGGAAACCUGGGACAUGUGAACAUCAGCGCCAUUCAGGACCCUCUCGCCUUUAUCUUGCCUAAGAGAGAGACAGUUUUCUGUUUAGAUGACCAGGAGCUCCUGCCAGACCUCGUGGCCUCAGCUCCAGAGCUUCCUGCUGAGCAGCGCAGACUGGACCCAAAAGGAGAGCCAGUAGUGUGGUCAGCAAGUGGCUGGACAGCUCGAAUCAUCCAGCAUGAGAUGGAUCAUUUGCAGGGCUGCUUGUUCAUCGACAAAAUGGACAGUGGGACAUUUACCAAUCUUCACUGGAUGGAGGUGAAUGACUGAAGCUCUCCUGGAAUUAAGGACCUGGAAAACCAGCAUGCAGGCUAAGAUGAUCGCAUCUUUUUGUGCUUCAACUUGGAAUUGGUUCCAAUAUGACAGUAAACAGUGGACUGCUGGUGUGUGCUAGACUGAGAUGAAGACACAAAUGCUUGCCCUGAAUCAGAUCUGACAGAAUAUGAUUACAGCAUGAGUACAAAUAUACCCUUGAAGAAGGAA
Apodemus sylvaticus (European woodmouse) is the source of this 2303-nucleotide messenger RNA. RefSeq names its product component of oligomeric golgi complex 8 (gene Cog8). Gene Ontology annotation, cellular component: COG complex; mitochondrion. The record is from RefSeq and is a predicted model, not a curated record. The coding region runs from base 156 to 2090 and encodes 644 amino acids. Gene Ontology annotation, biological process: intra-Golgi vesicle-mediated transport; N-terminal protein amino acid modification; peptidyl-methionine modification. The transcript has 6 exons. Lineage: Eukaryota; Metazoa; Chordata; Mammalia; Rodentia; Muridae. Gene Ontology annotation, molecular function: peptide deformylase activity.